This is a messenger RNA of Hydractinia symbiolongicarpus, 4093 nucleotides long. RefSeq names its product metabotropic glutamate receptor 3-like. Gene Ontology annotation, molecular function: adenylate cyclase inhibiting G protein-coupled glutamate receptor activity. The transcript has a single exon. Gene Ontology annotation, cellular component: membrane. NCBI's taxonomy places the organism in Eukaryota, Metazoa, Cnidaria, Hydrozoa, Anthoathecata, Hydractiniidae. The coding region runs from base 443 to 2899 and encodes 818 amino acids. Gene Ontology annotation, biological process: regulation of synaptic transmission, glutamatergic; G protein-coupled glutamate receptor signaling pathway. The record is from RefSeq and is a predicted model, not a curated record.
UAUAAAUGAAGAACUAACAUCCUAUUUUAUUAAAAAAAUAUUUUCAGGUUUAACGAAGCUGAAAAGAUGUUCUCAAUUUUUGUGAUAAUAUCUUUAACUUGCCAGCUGGUUGUUUCUGUUAUUUUGUCAGGUAAGUUUUUCGUAGUAUCAAAGAUCGGCGUUUAAAUAGAAGAUAUACUUUUUCUUGUUGAAUAAACUCUCAUUAUAAAUUUUCACGUAAGUGUCUCCAUAAAUAUAAAAUAACUGAUAUUUAAAAAAUAUAAUUUAAUGAAAUUCUGACAUCAACAAUAAUUAAUGCUGUUAUCAUUUGAUGCACGAUUUAUAAGUACUACGUGAGAGAUAACCAUUGGUGGCAAAAAUCUUGCAGCUACCAAUCUUUCCAAACAUUUACUUUCACCUUUACUUCUUUAAAGGAAACGGUACCUUUCGAAUAACUGGAAUCAUGGAAAUUUUAAACGAAGAAAACAAAUUAAAUUAUCAAUCUGGAUUUAUGAUGGCAAGCGCCUUACGGUAUGCAGUGGAUAAAAUCAAUGAAAAGAAUGACCUAAAUGGAUAUAAAAUGGCGUACGAUGUAGCAGACUGUAAUAAUAUAAACGCAGGCAAAAAUGCUGUUCUGGAUUCGUUUUUGCAAAAAGUCCCAUUUAUCAUUGGUUCAUACUCAUCUGAGAGCUCUUACAUCAAUAGUAUCUUGACAGGCACGUUUAAAACACUGGUGAUUAGUUAUUCUGCAACAUACGUUGACUUCCGAAAGCAUGGUUUAAGUAAAGGAUUCAUGCUUCGAAAUGUACCAUCUGCUCUUAUACGCAUGAACGUUGCUCUUAAUUUCUUAAAACGUAUGGGAUGGAAUUACAUCAGUAUGGUGAGUUCGUUUAGCUACAACGGGGAAAAAGAUGCAGCUAUUUUUGCCACCUAUUUACACAUUAUUAAAGCAUGCCUUGCUGAAAGCAAAUCCUUGCCUAGCAAUCCACAAAAGACGGAUUUUGAGAAUACUAUCUAUAGCCUAGACACAGAUCCAAAGAUCAAGGUGAUUGUUUUGUUUACAACAAAGACUGAUACUCGAAACUUUAUUAAGUCUUUGGGUCAGCAUAACUUAACUUCUCGAUUUUACAUUUUAUGUAUGUACGGUUGCACAAAUAUGGCGGAGGUUGUAGACGGCAUUGAACAACAUGCUGUAGGCAUAAUAAGCAUAAAGAUUCCCUACAAGGAUAAUAAAGGUUUUAAGGAAUAUUAUUUAAAUCAACGUCUUACAUCAAACUCCAAAUUGUACUUUAAAAAAGCCUGGGAACGGUUUUUCCAAUGUAACGUACUUUCGAGAAAGACUCCUAAAUAUCCAAACAACUGUACCGGUGACGAAAGGUUAUCUAACGAGCAUUACGACUCAGAAACACCAAUAGCAACUAUCAUUGAUGCUGCCCAUUCUAUUGGUAAAAUUAGUCACUAUGCAAUAUCGGAUAUUUGUUAUUAUAAUCCCAAAUCCGAGUUUGCAAAUGGUACAAAUUGCACAUUUAAUCCAAUUCGACAUUUCGCAAACUUUAAUUCUCGUUUGUAUCAAUUCGCUUUUAAUACUAGAUCAAUUUCUAUAACAAAAUCCGGCAACAUUAUACCUAGAACUGGUCUUCAUCAGCAGAUAUAUAAUUUUUAUCAAUAUUCAAAAGUAAAUGGAACAUUUAAAAAUGUGCUUAUUGGAAAUUCCGAAAAAGUCUAUCAAGUAGGAAAGCAUUUCAAGUUGAUUAAAAAUGAUUUUAGUAUCACUGCAAAAUGGUUUAACGAAACUACAGGGGAACACCCAAUGAGAAGUAUAUGCAGUGAGGUCUGUCCAUUGGGAUAUAUCCAAGAAAAAGACUCUCAUCCACAAAGAAAAAUGUGCUGUUGGAGAUGUUUAAAAUGCCCAAGCAACAACAUAGUUCGUAACAAUUCCUGUUUCCCAUGCAAGAAAACAGAUAAAGCGAAUUUAUUUCUUAGUGAAUGUUCACCAUUAUCAAAAAGGUUCAUUACUUUCAAUGGCAAGGUACUGCCAAAUUGUGUUGCUAUUGCCUGUGUUGUUGGAUUGUGUUGUGUCGCUUGUGUUGUAGGCUUCUUCAUAAGAUAUGAUAAAUUCCGGGUGAUCAGAGCAUCGGGAAGAGACCUUUGCUAUCUUAUUCUCUUUGGUAUCACCAUGAUAUUUAUUUGUCCCUUUUUAUUUCUAACUAAGCCAACACUACCGGUCUGUCUCUUUCGAGAAGGACUACCAGGUGUGUCAUUCUUGUGUUGUUAUGCUCCGUUAUUUCUAAAAGUGCAUCGCAUAUUUAGAAUCUUCACACAUGCUAAAACAUCUGUAUCACGACCAGCUAUGGUUAGUUCGAGAUCUCUUCUUCUUCUUUCUCUUGGUAUAAUUUUUGUUCAGAUUUUGCUUGUUGGGGUCUGGUUUUUGUCUAAUGUACCUAAGCCUAUCGAAGACAUUUCUGCGAAUAGGGAAUACAUCAUGAUACAUUGUGCAGGAGCAGGCAGUCCCGUUUUGAUGUUUUUGAAUUUGGCUACAAGUGUUUUUUUUAUGUCUGCAUGCACAGUGCUUGCGUUCAAGACAAGGAAAUACCCCAAAAAUUACAACGAAGCAAAGCACAUUGGAAUCACGCUCUACGUUACUUGCAUUGCGUGGUCGAUAUUUUUGCCCGCGUAUUUUCUUAUACCCGGGGAAAACUUUGUAAGGGAAUACUUCAUGAGUACUAUAUGUAUUGUUAUUGGGUUCAUAACAGUUUCGGGAUUAUUUGGGUAUAAAGUACGAUUGCUAUGCAACCAGAACUUGCUAAAAGCUGGCAACGAAAAUUUACCCACUUGGUAUAUGAGUCACAGCAGUUACAAUGGUGAAAGAUCAUCACAGAGAUCCGCUUCAACUGGACAUUCGCUAAUGUCACUUGGUUGAUUGACAUUUACCAGUGAUGUGUCAAUCACUGAUAACUUUCACAAUAGAUGACAUACUAUGGUAUUUGAUUUAAAUAUUAUAAUUUAAUGCUACAUACAGUGCUAAUAUUAAUUAUUAAUUUGCUCUAAUGCACAAAGAUUGCUGCUAUUAGUAACAAUCUCAUUAAAUAUUUAAUGGAUCAUUUAACGGAUUUUAUUUAUUUAUUUACUUAUUUAUGUAUGGCUUAAUAUAUUAUAAGUACAGGUAAAAUGACACCUAAUAAAUUAAUUAACAGAAUUUUUUAAAGAAAAACCAAGUGAGUGAAACAUGUGCCAAUAUAGGAUCCAUAUUGUUUAUCCUAUCUCAAUCUGGAUUGUUUAGGAUACACAAUUUUAUGUAUACAAAAAAGAGUAUAAGUCAAGAUUCUGUUUUCAUACCAACACAGUAUAAGCAAAGAUUCUGUGUUUUUUCUGACAAGUGAACCAAGUAAAGAAAAAAAUUAAAUGUCUUUAAGAGUUAUAAAUAUGACAGAACACAUUCCACCUUCUUGUAGCUACUAAAUACUGACCUAUCUGACAACGCUUAACAACAUUGUCAUUACUAUGUCAUUUUUAUUAUAUAUACGUAAUUUUUUUAAGUAGUUUUUUUAAAUAAAAUCCACGUAAUAUUGUGGAAUUUAAUUCUUUUUUAAUUAAUUCAUUUAUCCAAAUAAACUCUCGAAUUUAUAUAUAGGUUUUUGCUACGUCAUAUAUAUAUGUUGAAAAUAACAUAAAGGUUAGAAUGUAUAUUUAGGUCUUGGUGCACUUCUAUGUGAGUAUGUGAUGACAGAAAGAGCCUAUGUUUUCUAGAAUAUUUCAAAGGUUUAAGAUUCUACCACGAGGAGUUUGUCAAGUUGAUUUUUUUUGUUAAGGCUUUUUAUUAGCUUCUUUUGAGGAGACAAAAAUGAUUUCAUAUUUUAUAUGUGAUAUGCUAAUGAUUUAGUAGAAAAAUUUUUACUUUUUAUUACUUUUAUGGUUUCAAUCGUUUUGAAAAUACCUCGCAUUUGGCAAAUAGCAAGUAAUCAUUUGUAGUGCGUUUUAAUCUAAUACCAUAGAGUAUUUGUUUCCUUUUUUACCAUCUCAUAGACAACCUUUACUUUUGUCAAAACUGAAUUUUUGUAACAACAAAAUGCACAGCCUUUCCUUUUAAAUAUUUAUGUACGAUUUUUAUUAUUAU